AAAGUCAAAUUUGCUUUUGUUUUUGGCAUACUAUUCAUUUAGAGUCUUUUGGUUGCUGGAAACUAUCAUGAAAGAGUGGAGAUAAUAAUUCAGAAACCAAAAAUGCAGAAUUUUUCACUUAACUGAGCCUAAUACAACUUGUUUGGUUAGUCAUGUUUAGUAUUAAUGUGCCUUUGGAGAUAAGUACAAAAACAAAACGGAAGAAACCUGGUCUUGCUUUUCAUUUUCUAUAUUGGAAUUAGAUUAUUAUUUGUUGGUUAAAUAGUUCUUUUAACGAGUCAUAAUCUUUAUUCUACUGGAAAUUUGGAAAGGGAACCAGCUUCUUGUUUUCUCAGAAUAACAAUAAGCAAAGAUGAAAUAGUGUUGUUUGCCCACUCAGGGGAGGAAAUGGAAGAUGAAGAAAAACUCCUGUUUCUGGGCACGGAGUUUGUUUUUAUAGUUAAUGGCAGGAAUGGUUCAAGAGGAGGGAUCAUCACCCCUUCAGUUUUUCUCCCGGAUGUCACUGUCUCCUGGGUUUGGAUCACCGUAUCCAUGGCUUAGGGAGCUGAAAUCUGAAGAGAGGGGUUUGUGUCUAAUUCAUCUCCUUGUCGCUUGUGCAAACCACGUUGCUGCUGGCAGUGUUGAGAAUGCAAAUAUAGGUCUUGAGCAUAUUUCCCACCUUGCUUCUCCAGAUGGGGAUACCAUGCAGCGAAUUGCUGCAUAUUUCACUGAGGCACUAGCUGAUCGAAUGCUUAAAGCUUGGCCUGGUCUACACAAAGCCCUCAAUUCCACGAAAAUAUCAUCAGUAACCGAAGAAAUACUUGCCCAGAAGUUAUUCUUUGAUCUCUGCCCCUUCAUGAAGCUUUCAUACGUGAUCACAAAUCAGGCAAUUAUAGAAGCCAUGGAAGGAGAGAAGAUGGUCCAUAUUAUUGAUCUUAAUUCCUUUGAGCCUGCCCAAUGGAUCAACCUUCUUCAGACGUUAAGUGCACGCCCAGAAGGCCCACCCCAUUUGAGGAUUACUGGUAUACAUGAACAGAAAGAGUUACUGGAACAAAUGGCUCUGCGAUUGGCUGAGGAGGCUGAAAAAUUGGACAUUCCAUUCCAAUUUAACCCUGUAGUAAGCAAAUUGGAGAAUCUUGAUGUUGAAAGUUUACGUGUAAAGACCGGAGAAGCUCUUGCUGUCAGCUCUGUUCUUCAGUUGCACACUCUCCUGGCAACAGAUGAUGAGAUGCUCAAGAGGAGCUCUCCAACAGCAUCAAAAACUCAAAAUUCUAGUCACUUGCAGAGAGUCUUGCAGAUGAACCAACGCACGCUGGGAGAGUGGCUUGAGAAAGAUUCUUUCCAUCUGUACAGUGCAAGUCCUGACUCUGCAUCAGCAUCAACCCCACUGACCCCACUGUCUUUAGCUGCUUCACCAAAAAUGGGAAGCUUUUUAAAUGCCCUUUGGGGUCUAUCACCAAAAUUGGUAGUAGUAACCGAGCAGGAAUCCAAUCACAAUGGCCCUACUUUAAUGGAGAGGGUCAUGGAAGCAUUGAACUUUUAUGCAGCAUUGUUUGAUUGCUUGGAGUCCACCUUACCCAGGGCAUCGAUAGAGCGGCAGAAGGUGGAGAAGAUGCUUUUUGGAGAGGAAAUAAAGAACAUCAUAGCAUGUGAGGGAACUGAGAGGAAGGAAAGGCAUGAAAAGCUUGAGAAAUGGAUUCUGCGACUUGAGUUAGCUGGGUUUGGAAGGGUGCCUUUAAGUUACCAUGGCAUUUUACAGGCUAGGAGGUUGUUGCAGAACUAUGGCUAUGAUGGGUAUAGGAUCAAAGAAGAGAAUGGACGUCUAGUUAUUUGCUGGCAAGAUAGACCCCUCUAUUCUGUUUCUGCCUGGAGGUUUAGAAGUUAUGACUGAAAUUAUUGACCAUGCAGGAAAUUUGUGUGUCUGUGUGUGCUCUGUUUUCCCCUUUUUUUCUACUUCGUAUAAAGGAACCUAAGUUUUAAUUCUCUGAAAUUGCAUAGCGUUUCCGAGGAAAGGUUUGAACUACUUCAUCCUCUGAUCCAUAUAUUUUCUCUCUGUUGUUUAUUAUUUGUAUUUUAUUUUACUGAUUUGCUAUUCUUGUUUGCUAAUCAAUAGAUUUGUAAUAAACAGACUUAAUAUGUUGUACUCAUUAUAAUUAAACUCUCCAUUGAUUCUCUAGA
Molecule: messenger RNA, 2157 nt
Organism: Mangifera indica (mango)
Lineage: Eukaryota; Viridiplantae; Streptophyta; Magnoliopsida; Sapindales; Anacardiaceae
Product: scarecrow-like protein 3
Exons: 2
Coding region: 443-1870 (475 amino acids)
Biological process (GO): regulation of DNA-templated transcription
Cellular component (GO): nucleus
Molecular function (GO): DNA-binding transcription factor activity; sequence-specific DNA binding
Source: RefSeq, a predicted model, not a curated record